Messenger RNA from Umbelopsis ramanniana AG, 977 nucleotides. RefSeq lists its product as uncharacterized. The transcript has a single exon. The coding region runs from base 17 to 874 and encodes 285 amino acids. Gene Ontology annotation, molecular function: oxidoreductase activity. The record is from RefSeq and is a predicted model, not a curated record. NCBI's taxonomy places the organism in Eukaryota, Fungi, Mucoromycota, Umbelopsidomycetes, Umbelopsidales, Umbelopsidaceae.
GCACAACCUACCUUCGAUGGCACAUUCCUUCCUUACGUCGAAUGGAGUUCUUAUUCCAGCAAUCGGUCUAGGUACCUUCCGUAUAAAAGGAGAAAAGGCAGAAAAGGUCGUAAAGUAUGCGAUCGAGCAAUGUCAGUACAAACUGAUCGACACUGCAGGAAUCUAUCGGAACGAAGUUGCAAUUGGCAAUGCGCUUACGGAGCUGUCAUGCAGAGAGGACAUAUUUUUAACCAGCAAAUUGUCGCCUCAUUUCCAAGGUUAUGAAGAAGCACUGAAGGCUUACCAAAAAUCCCUUGACGACCUUCAGGUGACAUAUUUGGAUUUAUACCUUAUACAUUGGCCAGGCAAAUCUGGCCAAAAAGUGGAAAAUCCCAACAACAAAAUUGCGAGAGAUGGAUCUUGGAAAGCACUGGUAGAGCUGUAUCAAAAUGGAAAAGUUCGUGCUAUUGGAGUCAGCAACUAUACCGUUCGCCACCUUGAAGAACUAGAGAGUAGCGGCAUGAUAAUGCCACAUGUCGUGCAAAACGAAUAUCAUCCCCUUCUGGCUAAAGAUCCCGUUGUCCGAUGGUGCCAGAGCAGAGGAAUUGUCUUUCAAUCAUACUCAACACUUGGUGAAGGGCAUCUGAUUACCAACGCAGAACAAUAUCCUGUGUUAACAGCAUUAGCUCAGAAAUACCGCACCACUAUUUCUCAACUUGUGUUGCGGUGGUCAAUACAGCAUGGCGUACCAGUUGUUCCUAAAAGCACAAACGAGGAUCAUAUAAGACAAAAUCUUGAGUUGUAUAACUUUCAAAUUAGCGACGAUGAUAUGUCGACCAUAGAUGAUCUCCAUUCCGGUCACAAAUUCUGUUGGGACUCCAAAGAUGUAUAUUGAAAUUGGUAAAGAGCUUUAUGCUCGAUUUAUAGAAUAAAAUAGAUUAUGUAGAAAUUAUCAUUAAUACAGGUGUAAGCCGAUCUUUUAAGUAUCAUGGAAGCGA